Anoplopoma fimbria (sablefish) is the source of this 2784-nucleotide messenger RNA. RefSeq names its product transmembrane 9 superfamily member 2 (gene tm9sf5). Lineage: Eukaryota; Metazoa; Chordata; Actinopteri; Perciformes; Anoplopomatidae. The transcript has 18 exons. Gene Ontology annotation, cellular component: membrane. The record is from RefSeq and is a predicted model, not a curated record. Bases 148 to 2160 code for a protein of 670 amino acids. Gene Ontology annotation, biological process: protein localization to membrane.
UGCUUGAGCCCCAGACUUACGUCCCGAGGAGAAAGACAGAGCUAGCUAACAGUGUGCAGCUAGCAAACAUCCACUCUCCCGAGAAGAAGGAGAGCUGUGCUUGAACAUACGUGCAGAAUACCUUAGGUGAAGCCUGUCUGCGUUAAGAUGAAGAGGCGGACACACUUUGGUUUGGCGCUGGUUUGUUUGCUGGUCUCGUCUUUCUGUUCGUGCUCUGCGUUUUAUCUUCCGGGUUUAGCCCCAGUGAGUUUUUGUGAAGACAGCGAAAGCGGUGAAGAUUGCAAGUCAGUUAUUCAGCUGUUUGUAAAUCGCUUGGACUCGGUGGAGUCAGUCCUGCCUUAUGAGUAUGAUGUGUUUGACUUUUGCAAAGAUGCAAAGGAAAUUAGGCCUUCUGAGAACCUUGGACAGGUGCUGUUUGGUGAACGGAUUGAGUCUUCACCAUACAAGGUCAACUUCAAUAAAAAUGUUAAGUGCGAGACGGUGUGCACCAAAAACUACAAGAAAGGCAACCAGGAGGAUGCCACCAAACUGGAUUUUCUUAAAAUGGGAAUGCAGCUGAAUUACCAGCACCACUGGAUCAUUGACAACAUGCCGGUCACUUGGUGCUAUGAUGUGGAAGAUGGACAGAAGUACUGCAACCCCGGCUUCCCCAUUGGCUGCCUUGUUACCACAGAUGGCCGAGCGAAAGAUGCUUGUGUUAUCAAUUCCGAGUUCAACAAGAAGAACACAUUUUACGUCUUUAACCAUGUGGACAUCAAGAUCACCUACCACAGUGGAGCAAAAGAAGACUGGAGAGGGGCUCGGCUGGUCGCUGCCACUCUGGAGCCAAAGAGUAUCAAACAAACAGAUGAAAAAAAACCAGUUUGUGAAGGAGGCAAUCCGAUGGAGGUCCCUGGGACGUUUGAAAAUGAUGUGUCGAUAGUUUACACCUACUCAGUCACGUUUGAGGAAAACCAUUCUAUCAAGUGGGCCUCAAGGUGGGACUACAUCCUUGUCUCCAUGCCUCACACCAACAUCCAGUGGUUUAGCAUCAUGAACUCCUUGGUCAUUGUCCUCUUCCUGUCUGGCAUGGUUGCCAUGAUCAUGCUGAGAACCCUGCACAAGGACAUUGCCAGAUACAACCAGGUGGACCAGGCAGACUUGAUAAAGCUUCCAACGACCAAGGAAAAAGCCUCUGUACUCUACGAGGACGCACAGGAGGAGUCGGGCUGGAAGCAGGUGCACGGCGAUGUUUUCCGUCCCCCCAGGAAAGGCAUGUUGCUGUCCGUGUUCCUCGGACAGGGCACCCAGAUAUUCAUCAUGACCUUCAUCACUCUCUUCCUGGCCUGUCUGGGUUUCCUGUCACCGGCGAACAGAGGGGCGCUCAUGACCUGUGCUGUGGUCCUCUGGGUUCUGCUGGGCACGCCUGCCGGCUAUGUGUCUGCACGCCUUUACAAAACUUUUGGAGGUGAAAAGUGGAAGACAAACGUCCUGCUGACAGCACUCCUUUGCCCAGGGAUUGUGUUUGCAGACUUCUUCCUGAUGAACCUGAUCCUUUGGGUGGAGGGAUCAUCAGCAGCAAUCCCCUUUGGCACUCUGGUGGCCAUUUUGGCUCUGUGGUUCGGAAUCUCUGUGCCCCUGACCUUCAUUGGUGCCUACUUUGGAUUCAAGAAAGCUGCAAUUGAGCAACCAGUGCGAACAAACCAAAUCCCCCGCCAAAUUCCUGAGCAGUCAUUCUUUACAAAGCCUAUUCCUGGUAUAGUGAUGGGGGGCAUCCUGCCCUUUGGCUGCAUCUUCAUCCAACUGUUCUUCAUUCUCAACAGCAUUUGGUCUCAUCAGAUGUACUACAUGUUCGGGUUCCUGUUCCUGGUUUUCAUUAUUCUACUCAUCACAUGCUCUGAGGCCACAAUUCUGCUCUGCUACUUCCACCUAUGUGCUGAGGACUACCACUGGUGGUGGCGUUCCUUCCUGACCAGCGGCUUCACAGCAGUCUAUCUGUUUGUCUACGCUGUGCACUACUUCUUCUCGAAGCUGCAAAUAAUUGGAGCUGCCAGCACCAUCCUCUACUUUGGAUACACUAUGAUUAUGGUCCUCAUCUUCUUCCUCUUCACAGGUACAAUUGGCUUCUUCGCCUCCUUCUGGUUUGUAAAUAAGAUCUACAGUGUGGUCAAGGUGGACUAGAGGACUGAGGGAAAGACUGACUCCUUCCUGUCGCAGUGCCGGCCUCCUCAGUGCUGGCUGGGUGAUAAAGUGGUCUGAAUGGUCCUGAACUGAAACCAUCACUUAUCAGAGAAAAGACCCGAAGAGCAGAGCCCGUCCUCUUUUGUGCUUUAAACCUACGUUGCUAUCGUUUUCUGUUCUUUUUUUUAAUAUAUAUAAUUUUGUCUUCACUGUUGACCAGUAAUAUUUUGAGUGGCACCUUGUAAAUCAGUGUGGGUUCCAAUGAUCUAUCUAUCUGUCAUAGUGAGCAUUUUGUUUUGGUGGGUUUAACAAGAAAAGCGGAAAUGUUUUUUUGUUUAUUUUCAUUUUCUAAAGAAAGUAAAAUGUUCUGUAUUUUUGCUUUUCUAUUCCCUUUCGCUAAAUGUUUUGUUUUCCAUUACCAGUAAUGUAAGGAUGAAAAAAUGUUUGUACAUAUGCUGUAUAGAAAGCGUGAGCGGGAGAAUGCUACUUAAAGAUUGUCAUCAGUAUGGAGUCAUCUGUAGGAGUUUCUUUUCUUUUGUAAGGUGAAGAUGGGGCUAUACAUCCUUAAAUAUCAGCCUGUAAUGUAGUUCAGAAAUUAUAUAUAAAACACUGACCUUGCUAUGA